UCGUGCUUCACGCCGUGGCGAGCGCGGUGUUGUGCGCGCCCGACGUCGCGCAGUGCGCCACGGCCUCGAGCGAGGCAUGUGAUGGUCCGGACGAGCCGGGCCGUCUGCAGGCCAAGGCAAGUUUCAUCAAAGAUGCCGUGAUCCGCAGGUGAUGCGAUGGGACUCGGAGUACCCCGUCUCCAUGUCCGCGUUUAACUCCAUUGCUAUCAAAGCUGGUUGGUUGAACAUGCCGCUUUUCCUCGAUGAAGUGCUAUCGAAGUGCGCGCCGCCACCUCGCGUAUGCCUUCGCGGGUGUGGCAUCCCGCCGACCCAGCAGCCGGCAGUGCACGGGCCUCUGCUGUCCCCAUUGCGGCGGGCCGUUCCCUACAAUGUCUUGCGUUAUUUCGGGCUUGGAUUUCGAUCAUCCAGUCAGCAACGUACGCCAGUCUUUCGAUCUUCUUGGCCUCAAGCAAAGGGGCAUGAACCCUUAUGCGGACGUAAACAAGAGCGCCAGGGGGGGAUUUCCGCCGUGCCCUUUCAAGCAAGAUGACGGAGAGCCUGUGAAGGAGUACCCCGUGGCCGCCUGCGACGAGGUCGAACGCAAGACGAAGGAGUUGCGUGGCGACGAUUUCACGUUUCGAUCGUUGGUUAAGUGCAGUGACUUCGAGGACUGGUUCACCGAGGUCCUGCCGGGCUACGCCGAGAACGCCUCUGCUUCGCUGCUGACCGCUUCAAACUGCAGGCGGCCAACGGAAGGUCGUGCAACGCUCUCAAUCACGUGGGCACGGUGCAUGUCGCCCGUGAUUUGGACCGCCUUCGGUGCGCGCUCGGCUCGGACAAACGCAGCGUCCGUGGAUCCUCGCGCGGUGCGAUCGGGGGCUCCGUGCGCCGGGGCCUGUGCCCUGAGAGCGUCCACGGUCUCCUCCUCGACGGCGUCAUGAGCCCUGGGCCAGAUGUUCUCAUGCAAGCAGACGCCCAGACACGAGGGGAGUUCGCUGUGUGGAACGGCCUGGCUCAAGCGCGUGGCAAUUCCGUCCAGCAGUGGUUGCCAGUCCAGAAUCGAUGCCCUCUAGCCCCCGCCAGCACGACCAAGC
This is a messenger RNA of Prorocentrum cordatum, 1073 nucleotides long. NCBI's taxonomy places the organism in Eukaryota, Dinophyceae, Prorocentrales, Prorocentraceae. The record is from the annotation of a GenBank genome assembly.